This is a messenger RNA of Prunus armeniaca (apricot), 1128 nucleotides long. The record is from the annotation of a GenBank genome assembly. Lineage: Eukaryota; Viridiplantae; Streptophyta; Magnoliopsida; Rosales; Rosaceae.
AUGAGUUGGUUCCUGUGUUCUGGCAAAUCAAGCAAAAAUGCAAAGAAGAAGAAGCAGAAGAAUAAUCCAGAAGAUCAGAUCCCAUCAAUUUCAGAACAACUGAAGGCAAAUUCAGCACUGUCUGUAAAGGACUCUAAGGAUGGAGGGUCUGAUCACAUUGCAGCACAUACAUUUACAUUUCGUGAAUUGGCAGCUGCAACAAAGAAUUUUAGAGCAGAUUGUAUUUUGGGAGAAGGAGGUUUCGGUCAAGUAUAUAAAGGGCGCUUGGAGAGUACUAAUAAGGUAGUGGCCAUAAAGCAACUUGAUUCCAAUGGGCUUCAAGGGAACAGGGAAUUCCUUGUUGAAGUAUUAAUGUUAAGCCUACUUCACCAUCCCAAUCUUGUUAACUUAAUAGGCUAUUGUGCUGAUGGUGAUCAGAGGCUUUUGGUAUACGAGUACAUGCCGUUGGGAUCUUUGGAAGACCAUCUACAUGAUCUACCACCAGACAGAAAACAACUUGACUGGAAUACAAGAAUGAAAAUAGCUGCUGGUGCUGCAAAGGGCUUGGAGUAUUUGCACGACAAAGCUAACCCCCCUGUUAUUUAUCGUGAUCUUAAAUGUUCAAACAUUUUACUUGGUGAAGGCUACCAUCCUAAGCUCUCUGAUUUUGGCUUGGCAAAGUUAGGUCCUGUAGGAGACAACACUCAUGUUUCCACUAGGGUGAUGGGAACCUAUGGAUAUUGUGCGCCUGAAUAUGCAAUGACUGGUCAGCUCACAUUGAAAUCAGAUGUAUACAGCUUUGGGGUUGUUCUUUUGGAAAUCAUUACUGGAAGAAAGGCAAUUGACAAUUCAAGGGCUGCUGGGGAACACAAUUUGGUUGCAUGGGCCCGCCCCUUGUUCAAGGAUCGGAGGAAAUUUUGGCAGAUUGCUGAUCCACUGCUCCAAGGUCAGUAUCCGGUGAGGGGAAUGUAUCAAGCUCUUGCCGUUGCUGCAAUGUGUGUCCAGGAGCAGCCUAAUAUGCGACCUCUCAUAGCUGAUGUUGUCACAGCCCUUACUUACCUUGCUUCCCAAAAAUAUGAUCCUGAAACGCGGUCAGUACAGAGCUCUCGCACAAGCUCAUCCACUCCUAGACCUAGAAGGGAACUGUGA